CCAGUGCUAAGCUGUUUGACAGAGGCUGGGCCGGUCAAGUGCAUUCUAGCCUAGAAAACGCAAACCAUCAGACACCAGUGCCAUACUCACCCAAGAACAAGCUCAUAGCUCAUAAUCCAUCCAGCAAGCCAAGUAGCAUUAUGGAGCAGUCCAACCCAGCCUUGUCACCCUUGUCACCCUUGGGACUCUUUACUGUCGCUCCUAGUCCUUCUCAAAAUCCAAACACUACGGCUCUGCCCAUGCCGUCAACCAAAGAAUGGCAAUUCUCCGUUGCAAUCGACCUUCGAAACCAUUUGGUUGCCCAAAUAGUUCACUCCAUUUACCCCAUGGAUAUACCCGAAACUGCAAUUGACGAGCACCUUCAGCAUCUUAUUGCCCAUGCCAAAUACAUAGAGUCAGAUUCGUUUAACGAGGCUGCAUCUCGAGUCGACUAUUACCAGACCGUGGCGAAUAAGAUCCACAAGAUUCGCAAAGGUCUUGAGGCCAGGAGUCAAGAACGUCAAGCGGCUCAAGGAGGAAACACCCUUGAGGGCGGCACUCAGAUCCCACCCCAAACCAACUCUCAAAACCAGACUGGUACUCCACAAUGAAAAUAUUAGCUACAAUGGAUUUACUUAUCUUCGACGACUUUAAAAGCUCUUAUUCAUUCCCAUUGGCGCACACGGCAACAACAAGUGUGAGUUUUGGAACUCCACCGAUCUCGAUCUAUUCAGGAGCAUCAUAGCCAUUUUGCAAUCGAUUCCAUCUGAGGGCCUCUUCUGCCAAAAGGGGCCUAGACCUUCAAAGUUGGCCUUGUGUUGAUAUAUCAGAAAUCGUGGGCUGAUUGGUUUGAAUUGAGACUUAGGGAACGAAUUAAAAACAAAGCAUCUGA
Tigriopus californicus is the source of this 871-nucleotide messenger RNA. RefSeq names its product protein cbp-1-like. Gene Ontology annotation, molecular function: histone acetyltransferase activity; transcription coactivator activity; chromatin DNA binding. Lineage: Eukaryota; Metazoa; Arthropoda; Copepoda; Harpacticoida; Harpacticidae. Gene Ontology annotation, biological process: positive regulation of transcription by RNA polymerase II. Bases 141 to 590 code for a protein of 149 amino acids. The record is from RefSeq and is a predicted model, not a curated record. The transcript is spliced from 3 exons. Gene Ontology annotation, cellular component: transcription regulator complex; histone acetyltransferase complex.